Macroventuria anomochaeta is the source of this 1811-nucleotide messenger RNA. RefSeq names its product glycoside hydrolase family 105 protein. Gene Ontology annotation, biological process: carbohydrate metabolic process. The record is from RefSeq and is a predicted model, not a curated record. Lineage: Eukaryota; Fungi; Ascomycota; Dothideomycetes; Pleosporales; Didymellaceae. The transcript has a single exon. Bases 255 to 1454 code for a protein of 399 amino acids.
CGUUGCGGAAAUUUGAACGGGUGGCAGAAUGGAUGAUCCCGAGCACUUGUAAGGAUAUAAUUGCAAGGAUACAGAUUAACAAACGGCGCAAUUGCAGCAGAUGUUGUCCAAUGGCGAGGGAACCCUAGAGAUGAACGCGUGGAGUAUAUAACGGCAUCGACGACCCUGUCAAGCCUGCAUCAAGCCUCGAAGUUUCUUUUCAAGCCUUGUUCUUUUUGCCAUAGGUCCCUGUCUAUAGUGCCACUCGUUUCAACAUGCGUUUCUCCGAUCUCAGCCUUGCUGUUCUCUCGUGCGCGAGCACUACUCUCGCUGCGAAGAACCACACAAAGUCGGCUUAUGGAACAUGGAUGGCUACUUCGUUCUUGUCCAAGAACCAGGUCAUUCGUCACACCUACGUUCCCGCUGUCACACUUGAGGGUAUCCAAAGGGUUGCUGUCGUGAACAACAAUGAGGAUCUGCUCGAGUACGCUCGUAGCUCCGUCUCUUCCCUCGUCUCAGCCAACGGUACCGUCACUGGCUACAAUGACACAUACUACACCCUUGACGACAUCCGCAUGGGCAACAACGUCCUCCACUGGUGGAACGAGGGCGGCCGCAACGAGUCCAAGUACGAGAUCGCCGCCCACAGGUACAGGGACCAGCUGAACCGCUGGCCUCGCACACCCGAGGGCGGUUUCUGGCACCGCGCCCCCACUUAUGCCAACCAGAUGUGGCUGGACGGUAUUUACAUGGCCGACACCUUCUACGCCACAUACACCUCGUACUUCGACAACGACAACGUCACCGCCUGGAAGGAUAUCGAGCUGCAAUUCGACCUGAUCGAGGAGCACACCCGGAACCACACCACCAACCUUCUCUACCACGGCUACGACGAGACCAAGAAGGCCGUCUGGGCGGACCCCGAGACCGGCGCGUCGCCCUACGUCUGGGACCGCGCUGUGGGCUGGUACUUCGUUGCGCUCGUCGAGGUGCUGCAAGUCUACCCCAAGGAGCUCCCCGGCUACACCAAGCUGCAGGAGUACCUGACCACUCUCGCCGAAGGUGUCAAGAACGUCCAGGACGCGGAGGGCGGCUGGUGGCUGCUCAUGGACCCCGAGCUUCAGGGCAAGGCGGGCAACUACAUUGAGUCGAGUGCUACUGCUCUGUUUACCUACGCCUACUUCAAGGGUGUCAGGACUGGGCUGCUUGAUUCCGAGUACCUGCCUGUUGCACACAAGGCGUACGGUCAGAUGAUUGAUAACUUUGUCAUCUAUGAGAAGAACGGUACGCUGUCAUGGAACGGUACUGUUGAGGUUGGUAGCUUGAAGGGCGAUGCGUCGUACGAGUACUACACCACCGUUCCUCUCAGCUUGAACGACGGCAAGGGUGCUGGUCCGUUCAUGUAUGCUGCUUCAGAGUUCGAUCUCACCCAGAAGAACGCCAGGGUCAACUCCACUCACUACCGUCAGUUGUAGAUCUGUUUGAAUGUCGGGAGUAGACGCUAGAUGAUCUUUAGACAGUAUAGACACCUUGUACAUACCACCUGUACUUAGAUAGUUGUAAUCCUUUACAUGGCUGAAACCCGGUACUUGUUGGUGAGCACAACUGAUACGCAUGUUGCUAAACUAAGAUUAUAAACACCAAAACCAACCCUCGUCCCAAAACAAUCGUGGUAUACAUGUCCUCAUUCCUCCACCUCACAGCUAACCCUUACAACAUAGCUCCAGCAAAGACCGACACAACAAUCAUACCCAAGACACCCAAUCCCGCCUUGCUGACCUGCGGUACCACAACACCAGCCGCCGCACCCGCACUUCCACUCGCGCCAGCGC